This is a messenger RNA of Racocetra persica, 177 nucleotides long. Lineage: Eukaryota; Fungi; Glomeromycota; Glomeromycetes; Diversisporales; Gigasporaceae. The record is from the annotation of a GenBank genome assembly.
AUGCCCAAUGGUGGCAUGCCGGUCACCUUAACGUAUGCGCUUCAUCGUUUUCGUACUCCCGGCUCUUAUGCAAGAAGAACUGUUGAAAAGAUAAUGCAACCAGAGAUUGCGGUCGUAGUUGUCGCAAAGAUGCUUGGCCAGUUUGUCUACGAUAUAUCUCUUUUCUCAAAUGAUACC